GGCCGACACAAUUCAGAACCGCACGGUCACCCGAAAAACCUUGAUUCUCUUUUUUCUCCAUUGAAGUCGGCGAUUUUUCAGCCACAUCCACUCCUUUCCCGUACUUCUAUUUCAUCGCGCUCUUUAAUACUUUAAUACUAGUCAUCAUACUCGGUCGACGUCUCACUCCCUCGGCUCGAUCAUACUCUCUACCCUAAUACUACUUUCCCGGAAUUCCUGGAGAACUCGGAACAGCCGUCGCCCACUUGGACUUUCCCGGUCUUAUUUAUCCCGAACAGUCAAGAUGGCGCCGUCAAGUUACCAACCCGACGAAACCUUUUUCGUCGAGUCGGACGAGCCCAGCCAACGCAUGAUGAUGCGCGAUGCUGCCAAAAUGCUUGCGCGGAACAAGCAGGAGAUGAUCGCCAACGAGCUCUCAAGGCUGGCCUGUGACGAGUAUCUGGAGGACAUCAUGCAGCACAUUCGUCAGAUGGAGGACGAGACAUUACCCGAUGCGAACCUCAUCGACAUGCAGCGCGAGAUUCAGUGGUUCAUGCGGCCGUAUCUCAUCGACUUCUUGGUUGAGGCCCACGCCGCCUUCUCGCUGCUCCCUGAGACCCUCUUCCUUACCGUCAACCUCUUGGAUCGGUACUGCUCGAAGCGGGUGGUGUACAAGCAGCACUACCAGCUGGUCGGCUGUGCCGCCCUCCUCAUUGCUGCCAAGUACGGAGACAAGAAGGACAGGGUACCUCAGAUCAAUGAGCUCAACAACAUGUGCUGCGGCCUCUACGAUGCCGGCAUGUUUACCCAGAUGGAGAUGCACGUCCUCAACACGUUGGACUGGAACAUUGGACACCCGACCGUCGACUUCUUCACCAAGCUGGUUGCGGCCGAGGAACGGGAUAGCCUGGAAGUGGAGCACAUGGCUGCAUACAUCUGCGAGAUUGCCCUCUACCACCGGGACUUCGUGUCGACGAAGCCCUCGGUCAUGGCAAGGGCAUCGCUGGCUCUCGGCCGCGCAAUCCUGGGCAAGCCCGAGGUUAAUGACGGCGAGUGGGACCACGCCGAUAACGUGACCCUCGUUGCAUUGUCGCAACAUCUGCACCAGCCGUCCGUCACCCUUGCGAGGAAGUACUCGAGCCAGUACUACUCGCGAGUGUCGACGAAGCUUGCCGACUUCCUCGCGCAGCAGGCUGCCAUUGCGCGGAGAGGGGUGCCACCCUCGCCGCCCGCCGAGCACUCGCUCUCCGACAAGGCAACAGACGUGUACAGCACACCGCAAAGGGGCUUGGUGCCGUCCCGGGCGUCGCCGACGGCUACAUGACGCCGCCCAUCACGCCGGAUGGUACCGGGUUUGGCCAGAACA
Messenger RNA from Thermothelomyces thermophilus ATCC 42464, 1345 nucleotides. RefSeq lists its product as uncharacterized. The transcript has 2 exons. The record is from RefSeq and is a predicted model, not a curated record. Gene Ontology annotation, biological process: mitotic cell cycle phase transition; regulation of cyclin-dependent protein serine/threonine kinase activity. The coding region runs from base 284 to 1303 and encodes 339 amino acids. NCBI's taxonomy places the organism in Eukaryota, Fungi, Ascomycota, Sordariomycetes, Sordariales, Chaetomiaceae. Gene Ontology annotation, cellular component: cytoplasm; nucleus; centrosome. Gene Ontology annotation, molecular function: cyclin-dependent protein serine/threonine kinase regulator activity.